AACAACCCUCAACCACAACAAAACACUGAUGAGACGACCUGUCACUUGCCUUUAUAAACCCAAAAAGAAGAAGAUGGUGAUGAAGAAGAUGCUGAUGAGACAACUUUAGCAAGCAUCUCACAUCAUAAAAACACAUAAAAAUUUAUUCACGGUUUCGACUAAAGCGAGAGAGAAACACUAGAUGACCUCAGCAAGCAAGUAGCACUGAGAACUAAAUUACCAAUGAACCAACACAGCAAGAGUGACAAUACACUACAACUUUUGUAGUCAGAAGAAGAUUAAGAGAUUUCGUUCGGAUUUUUAACCCCGGAGGGUUAGCCACCCAGGAUAACCCAAGAAAGUCAGUGCGUCAUCGAGGACUGUCUAACUUAUUUCCAUUGGGGUCCUUAAUCUUGUCCCCCAGGAUGCGACCCACACCAGUCGACUAACACCCAGGUACCUAUUUGCUGCUAGGUGAACAGGACGAUAGGUGUAAGGAAACGUGUCGAAAUGUUUCCACCUGCCGGGAAUCGAACCCGGCCCUCCGUGUGUGAAGCGGGAGCUUUAGCCACCAGGCCACUGGGCCUCUGUAUAGCCCUUGUGGCUUAGCGCUUCUUUUUAAUUAUAAUAAUAAUAAUCUGAGAUCCGUUUCAGGCCCUUCCCAGGAGUAUGCUAACUCCUAGUUAUUUAUUCACUGCUAGGUAAUGGGGCAGGUGCUAGGAGAGUUGCCCAUACGUCUCGUCUCUUCCUGGAUUUGACUUGGGGUCCUCUCAGAUGUUAGCCGAGGACACUAUCAUUGAGCUACAAAGUACCACAAGUCUUGAAGCACCUGUGAACUCAAACAUUACAGUGUUGCAUGCCACUGUAUAGCCUCACACACCAUUGUAUAGCCUCACACCAUUGUAUAGCCUCACACACCAUUGUAUAGCCUCACACGCCAUUGUAUAGCCUCACACCAUUGUAUAGCUCACACACCAUUGUAUAGCCUCACACACCAUUGUAUAGCCUCACACGCCAUUGUAUAGCCUCACACACCAUUGUAUAGCAUCACAAACCAUUGUAUAGCCUCACACACCAUUGUAUAGCCUCACACACCAUUGUAUAGCCUCACACACCAUUGUAUAGCCUCACACGCCAUUGUAUAGCCUCACACACCAUUGUAUAGCCUCACAGCAUUGUAUAGCCUAACAUGCCAUUGUAUAGCCUCACACACCAUUGUAAAGCCUCACACACCAUUGUAUAGCCUCACACGCCAUUGUAUAGCCUCACACGUCAUUGUAUAGCCUCACACGUCAUUGUAUAGCCUCACGCACCAUUGUAUAGCCUCACACACCAUUGUAUAGCCUCACACACCAUUGUAUAGCCUCACACGCCAUUGUAUAGCCUCACACACCAUUGUAUAGCCUCACAGCAUUGUAUAGCCUAACAUGCCAUUGUAUAGCCUCACACACCAUUGUAAAGCCUCACACACCAUUGUAUAGCCUCACACGCCAUUGUAUAGCCUCACACGUCAUUGUAUAGCCUCACGCACCAUUGUAUAGCCUCACACACCAUUGUAUAGCCUCACACAGCUUUGUAUAGCCUCACACACCAUUGUAUAGCCUCACACACCAUUGUAUAGCCUCACACACCAUUGUAUAGCCUCACACACCAUUGUAUAGCCUCACAUGCCAUUGUAUAGCCUCACACACCAUUGUAUAGCCUCACACACCAUUGUAUAGCAUCACACACCAUUGUAUAGCAUCACACACCAUUGUAUAGCCUAACACACACACACACCAUCGUGCAGUUACUAGGAUUAUUAUUGCCAUGAGGAAGCGCCAAACCCAUAGGAUUAUACAGCACCUGUGGGAGAAGAUGGAAGGUAUUCAGGCUUAAUUCAGGGAACUGAGUGCAGAUCCAAUUCCCUAGAUCAAGAGCCCCUCACCAGCAUCAAGGAACCUCCCUUAAGGGGCAGUCACUAGGAAGAAAAGAGUGAUGUUUCACUCUUAUCUUACACUACAUUUCAUGCAGUCAUCUGGAGAGAAAGAAACUUCUAAAUAGACCUCAUAUAUAAAAAUAUAUAACUUAAUUCACUCUCCUCUCAAUUUUUUUUAUACUGACACAUCACCUACCAUUCUGAUUUCAUUAUGUCACCUAAUAGAAAAAGAAGUGUUGGAAAAAGUGUCCAGAAGAGAAUUACACGACGACAGAUUUCAUUUGCAACAAAAAUUGCCAUUCUUGACAAAUUGAAAGCUGGUGUGAGGCCUUGUAUUAUUGAACAAGAGUUUGGUGUAAAAUACAACUCAAUAUUGAGCAUAAAGUUUAAUGAAACAAAAAUAAGAGCCAAAGGUAGUACAAAAGGUAAUCCGGUUAACCAGGAAACUUACUGUAUGUCUUCGAGUGAUCGUCAUCUUCGAGUCUAUGAACACGUUAAUACUUCUGUACAUAGAAACCGUUACAAGGAAUAUUUGGAAGCUAGAAAAUCUGGAUUUGACAAAAUUGCUGAAUUAGAGUUAAUGGAGGCAAGAAAAGAUUGUGAAGACAGAAUUAAAGAAUUAGAGAAUUUGCUGGCCAAGAGAGCUUUAAAAGGCAAAAAAUCUGCUGUGCUGCUUCAAGAGUAUAGCAACAAAAAUGAAAUUAUGGAUUUUCAAAGAAGAGGUGCUGUUAUAAAAUCUACAUCUAAAGUUGAUGGGCAAGGGUCUGAGUCUCAUCCUGACAAAACUAUCAGGCAAGAGUUUUCUUUAGGUGUGGGAGAAAAACAGGAACUGAUUAAUAAUGGACUGGGCAGCAACAGGAAAUCUUUGGAAGAAAAUUCAAUGCCUUCUACUUCAGCCUGGCCCAGGUUUUUCUGUUGUUUUCCUCUUCUAUCAGGCUUCAAAGAUUCUGUGACGGGCGUCUACAUACAGUACCAAUUUCUUUUCGUUUAUCUACCCUCAUAG
Cherax quadricarinatus is the source of this 2900-nucleotide messenger RNA. The record is from RefSeq and is a predicted model, not a curated record. Lineage: Eukaryota; Metazoa; Arthropoda; Malacostraca; Decapoda; Parastacidae.